This is a messenger RNA of Amoebophrya sp. A120, 2717 nucleotides long. The record is from the annotation of a GenBank genome assembly. Lineage: Eukaryota; Dinophyceae; Syndiniales; Amoebophryaceae.
AACAGAUCAGAACGUCAAGGCGAAGGCUAAUAGCUGCCGCAUAGAAUUAGCGGGCAGAAGAUGAGGCCUUAUGGUGAUGUUCCCGGACGCUGCAAGCUGGCUCGACACGUUGUAGUCGGUCUUGUUGCAGUGUGCUGCUUUAUACAUCCACCAUGUUUUUCCGCAUCAAGACGUAAAACUGACGCGGAUGGUCGUACUAGCAUAGUACUUAAGUAAAGUCCGCAGCGAUCGAAGUAGAUCUCUGUGAACAGCUGUGGCACUUACCAAAAACAACAUGGACAGUGAUUGUCAGUCUGGAGGUUCGGGGCAAACAGCUGGACCGAACGCGAACCGAGGCUCGUCGUUUCCUGCAUUUCCUCUUUGGAAUAGUGCCCCAGGGCCAGACGGCGCCAUGAAUCCUCCUUGGAAUAGUGCCCCAGGGCCAGACGACGCUGCUGCAACAGCAGGUACAACUAGUAGACUCAGCUGUGGGGAAAGUGUUUUUCACGAAAGUCAAGUCAGCACUCAAGCCCCUUGCUCACAGUCACAGCAGGAAUUCCAGUCGUCGCAGUCUGGUGCUUUUUCCCCCGUCCAGGACUCCCAGCCGAUGGACAUUGUGAACUCGCCAGAGCCGCACGUCAUCGCAGAUGUUGACGUUGCCCACUUACAAUCUGGUGAGGCCAUCCGGUUCCCGGGCAUUUUGAGUGAGGGUCCUCGUCCGCCGCCGCCCACUGGAGCAGAUGAAGGCUCGCAUCCUGAAAAUUUUCAAGCCGCUGGCCCAGGGCCUCCAGGGCUAGCGGUGGUUCGCGAAGACGGCCAGUUAGCGAAUAUGUUGCCGGACCCGGAUGGCAGCGGCAGUAUGGUCCUGCCUAUUGCGUCGGUGCUGCGAGACCUCGCAGAGCCGCUAGGCACGCGAACUGCCUACUCGACCGCUUGGCAAUGCUUCGUUAACCGUGUUGCGGCGCACUGGAAUCAGUGGUCUUCUGACAUGCCACAAGCACUGCGCGAAAAAGUGUUGGACACGUGGCUAAUUCACGAUGCACCUCCGAACCGACCUCACCCAAUGAGCCCGGCCGGUUUGCUGCGCUUUUUAUAUUGGCUGCAAUCAGAGCGAGUUUUCGUGUGUAAACUUUCACAUCACAGCCUUCAUUGUGCUUUGCAAGGUGGCGAAGACCUGGCGGAAUGCGCUGCGCGACUCGUCUUGGAGAACGCGAAAGAACGCGUGACCCCAGCGCCAGGGUCCGGACACGCGCGCCGCUUUAGCAACACAGAGUCUCUUCGCCGCCUGCAGCAAAUCCUUCUGCACCGUUGGCAAGAACCUCGCUUUCAUGUUGCUCCCGGCACCGGCUACACAGCUCUGCAUGCAUAUGUGGAUUCUCUGAACCCGGAGCAGCUGACAGCUUCAUCUCAAAGUGAUAUGCAGAAUGUUGAGUCCACGAAUACGUUCAUACCGUCAGAUACGAAUACGCUGCAACAUCUUUCCGAACCUAUCACAGAAAGCGUCCGGGCACACCUCCAGCGCGAACCUGAGUCUAUUGAUUGGAUGAACCGCGAUGGGUGGACGCCGCAUGAUUUGUUUCGUUUCAAGCUAGGCGAAUUGUGCCAACGCGGACACACGCCCAGCAUCGACGCUCGCCGCGCGUUUCAGGUUUUGCGAUCAGCAGCGCAAGAGGGAAAGAGAGACGGUCCUGUUCAAUCGCGCUUCUUUGCUUCAAUUCGGAUUCUGACGCUUCGGCACAAAAUUUAUGACCGCCUCAGCGCUUCCGAAGAGCUAGCGGACCCUCGCUUUCCGCCAGCUGAAAUUGCACGAUCGCCCAGUCGUCUGGGCGGACAGGGAGGUGGUGUUCAGGACGACACGGCUCGAGACCAAGCUGCGCAUGCUCCUACCCGUCUUCGCCCCAUCGUGCAGAUGCACCCACAGCGAUACAGCCUGUAUCAAAAUUGGAAAGGGUGUGAGUACCUCCCUCGGCCUUUUUUCUCUGCAGCUUACGAAGAGAACGUCUUCGGGCUGCUGAUGUUCGUGGCUGAUGUCCUCGGCAUGUUGCUUGUGGGGUCCGACAUUCCGGAUGUGCCAGAAGAAACGCUGGAUGACUACUUCGAGCACCUCGAAAGGAGUUUUCUUUUCUGGAUCGUCAAAUCGUACCCCGACCGCAAGGCCGUGCUGUUCUACUGCGCCCUCGAGCACCAUUUCCCACAGUUUAUCGAGGAUGUUUCGUACCUGCUUCAAGGACCUUCCAGGUCAUCCGGACGGCAGGAGGAGGGAUCCUCCUCGGGUGAUUUCCAACGCAUGCGGAGAGCAUGAGCGGUUACUAGCAGGAGCGCGAGCGUCGGGAAGUAUCUAUAAGUACCCUCUCAGGGGGAGUUUACUUGCUCUGCUUUGUCUACUGUGUCCGUCACUCGCGCAUGCAAUCCUCGAGGGCGGGAUUGAACAAGGACAGACACUGACGUGAAUGAUCAACUUAAGACGGACCGGAUUCCGCGAAGCGCCGGAGAAUUGUCGAGUGCAUCAUGAAGUGACGGAGCACGGCGCGCGGCAUUUCAGUCGCGACCGACGUAGCCGCCCAAUCGUUGCACUCUUGUCGCAGUUUUUGCAGACACUUUGCCUGUUGUCUGCUGGCAACUGCUUUCGUUCUGAUUCUGCACAUUUAAGUAUGCUUUGUAGGGUGCGCUACUUGUACUUGAAUAAACACCCUCUUGUUUGAACACUGAGCUCGUUUCUUUUUGCUGCGCGGGCGGCG